AUGGCCUCCGCCGGCGGCGCCGAGCCGGAGCGGCCGCACCCCAAGCCCUUCCUCAUCGGCGUCAGCGGCGGCACCGCCAGCGGCAAGUCCACAGUCUGCGAGAAGAUCAUGGAGCUGCUGGGGCAGAACGAGGUGGACCGCCGGCAGCGGAAGGUCCUCAUCCUCAGCCAGGACAGCUUCUACAAGGUGCUGACCGCCGAGCAGCAGGCCAAGGCGCUGAAGGGGCAGUACAACUUCGACCACCCGGAUGCUUUUGAUAACGAUUUGAUGCAUACAACCCUGAAAAAUAUUGUUGAGGGGAAAACGGUUGAGGUACCAACCUACGACUUCGUGACGCAUUCUAGGCUGGCGGAGACGACGGUGGUCUAUCCCGCCGACGUUGUUCUCUUCGAGGGGAUCCUGGUUUUCUACAAUCAAGACAUUCGGGACAUGUUCCAUCUCCGGCUCUUUGUCGACACGGAUUCCGAUGUCCGGCUGUCCCGCAGAGUUCUGCGAGAUAUGAAACGUGGGAGGGACCUUGAGCAGAUCCUCACGCAGUACACCACGUUCGUCAAGCCUGCCUUUGAGGAGUUCUGCUUACCGACAAAGAAGUAUGCAGAUGUGAUCAUCCCCCGAGGAGUUGACAACAUGGUUGCUAUAAACCUCAUAGUGCAGCACAUUCAAGACAUCCUGAACGGAGACAUCUGCAAGUGGCAGCGAGGGGCCAUGAACGGACACGGUCGGACCUACAAGCGCCCAUUCCCUGAACAAGCAGAGAGCAGCAGCAUGCUGGUGGCUGGCAAACGCUCCCACCUGGAGUCCAGCAGCCGUCCGCACUAACCUGUCAGCAUCUGAAGGACUUGCCUGUGGUCCAGACCAACACUGGAGGCAGCUUUGGGAAAGGACUUCAACAGAAUGGUUGGUGAAGUGCCCUUUAAAUCAUCCUAGCAGUGGAGGGGAUACUGGUGUGAAACUUCUUGCAGAGGGAAGAGAAAGGAGUUGGCCUACUGCCCCUCUCCCCUCCAAAACCCUUCCCUUUUCUCCCUACGAUGUCUGGAGUUAUGUUACUUGAUGAACUGAUUAAAGGCAGUGCUACUUGCCUUUUU
This is a messenger RNA of Gymnogyps californianus (California condor), 1085 nucleotides long. It is a transcript of the gene UCK1, whose product is annotated as uridine-cytidine kinase 1. The record is from RefSeq and is a predicted model, not a curated record. The coding region runs from base 1 to 819 and encodes 272 amino acids. Gene Ontology annotation, molecular function: kinase activity; ATP binding. The transcript has 7 exons. NCBI's taxonomy places the organism in Eukaryota, Metazoa, Chordata, Aves, Accipitriformes, Cathartidae. Gene Ontology annotation, cellular component: cytosol; cytoplasm.